AUGCCUAUCUGGCCGGAGUGGGAUGAUGUUGCAAAGUCAAUGCGGCAAUCGUUUAAACAAUCAUUUCCGGACACCUUCAUCAUCCUAGAUGCUACAGAGCUACGCUGCGAGAUUCCUAGCUCACUCUCAUUACAGUCACAGCUCUAUUCGUCGUACAAGUCCCAUAUUACGGUUAAGGGUCUUGUUGGAAUCGCACCAAAUGGUACUUUCACGUUUAUUAGCCAACUCUUCACUGGCUGUAUCAGCGACAAGCAGCUUGUGGUCGAGAGCGGUAUCAUUCCACUGCUCGACUCUGUGCCACCAGGCAAGCGUGUGAUGGCAGAUCGUGGCUUUGCAAUCCAGGACUUGCUUGUUAAGCCUGGGCUCAUCUUAAACAUUCCUCCGUUCAAGGGCUCAAGAGCGUUCAUGCCCAAGGAAGAUGUUGUCAAGACACAAAAAAUUGCCAGUGUUCGUAUUCAUGUCGAGCGCGCCAUCGGCAGAGUCAAGUCAAGAUUUCACAUCUUCGACAAAGAUAUACCGUUGGUGCAGUUUGCUUCCAUCAGCCAGGUCUGGACAAUCUGCUGUUUGUUGAGCAACCUCUCUGGCCCACUGAUUGUGGAGUAA
Messenger RNA from Sycon ciliatum, 603 nucleotides. RefSeq lists its product as uncharacterized. Lineage: Eukaryota; Metazoa; Porifera; Calcarea; Leucosolenida; Sycettidae. The transcript has a single exon. The record is from RefSeq and is a predicted model, not a curated record. The coding region runs from base 1 to 603 and encodes 200 amino acids.